Myripristis murdjan (pinecone soldierfish) is the source of this 3764-nucleotide messenger RNA. Its product is annotated as neuropilin-2-like. NCBI's taxonomy places the organism in Eukaryota, Metazoa, Chordata, Actinopteri, Holocentriformes, Holocentridae. The coding region runs from base 1 to 2817 and encodes 938 amino acids. Gene Ontology annotation, cellular component: postsynaptic membrane; plasma membrane; glutamatergic synapse. The record is from RefSeq and is a predicted model, not a curated record. The transcript has 18 exons. Gene Ontology annotation, biological process: angiogenesis; axon guidance; vascular endothelial growth factor signaling pathway. Gene Ontology annotation, molecular function: vascular endothelial growth factor receptor activity; semaphorin receptor activity.
AUGGAUGUAUUACUAUGGCUCUGUGGAUGUUUACUGGCUUUUCUUUUGCCUUCAGCGGUCAGAGCGGAGGAAGGAGCCUCUGAGCCAUGCGGCGGCGUCCUCGAUGCCACCGAUGCUGGCUACAUCACCACGCCUGGCUACCCGCUGGAAUACCCGCCUCACCAGAACUGUCGCUGGAUCAUCACAGCCCCCGAGCCUUCACAACGCAUCGUCCUCAACUUCAACCCACACUUUGAGCUCGAGAAGCUGGACUGCAGGUACGACUACAUAGAGAUCCACGAUGGGAACUCGGAGUCAGCUGACCUGCUGGGGAAGCACUGCAGCAACAUAGCCCCUGCGCCCAUCAUAUCAUCAGGCCCCUCCCUCCACAUCAAGUUUGUGUCGGACUACGCCCACCAGGGGGCGGGCUUCUCGCUGCGCUACGAGAUCUUCAAAACAGGUUCGGACUGUUCCCGUAACUUUACCAGUCCCUCGGGUCUCAUCGAGUCCCCCGGCUUCCCUGACAAGUACCCGCACAACCUGGAGUGCUCCUUCAUCAUCAUCGUGCCGCCCAGCAUGGAUGUCACCCUCACCUUCCUCACCUUUGACCUGGAGAACGACCCCCUGCCAGGCGGAGAGGGAGACUGUAAAUAUGACUGGCUGGAAGUGUGGGAUGGGCUUCCUGGAGUGGGGCCUCUGAUUGGUCGAUAUUGUGGGACCCGAGUGCCUCCUGAAAUCCAAUCAUCUACUGGGAUUCUCUCUCUGUCCUUCCACACUGACAUGGCUGUGGCGAAAGAUGGCUUCUCGGCACGAUACAACAUGACACACAAGGAGGUCACAGAGACUUUCCACUGUAGCAACGCGUUCGGUAUGGAGUCGGGGAAGAUCACAGAUGACCAGAUUACAGCCUCAUCGAGUUUCUACGAUGACCGCUGGCUGCCGCGCCAGGCUCGACUCAAUUACGACGACAACGGCUGGACACCCAAUGAAGACAACAACAGGGAGUACAUACAGGUGGACCUCCAUGUUUUGAAGGUCCUGACGGGCAUCGCCACUCAGGGUGCUGUUUCCAAGGAAACGCAGAAGUCCUACUACGUCACCACCUUCAAGCUGGAAGUCAGCACCAACGGAGAGGACUGGAUGGUUUACAGACAUGGCAAGAACCAUAAGAUUUUCCAUGCCAACACCGACCCCACAGAGGUGGUUCUGAAUCGGAUCCCACAGCCGGUCCUGGCCCGCUUUGUACGAAUCAGACCUCAGACGUGGAAGAACGGCAUCGCGAUGCGUUUCGAGCUUUACGGCUGCCAGAUCACAGAUGCCCCCUGUUCGGAGCUGCAAGGCAUGCUGUCCGGCCUGCUGCCCGACUCCCAGAUUUCUGCCUCCUCCAUGAGGGACAUACACGGCUCCAUGGGCGCCGCCAGGCUGGUGGCCAGUCGCUCAGGCUGGUUCCCCAACCCGACGCAGCCCGUAGCCGGAGAGGAGUGGCUACAGGUGGACCUCGGGGUGCCCAAGAUGGUGCGUGGCAUCAUUACCCAGGGUGCCCGGGGCCUGGAGGGCAGCACCAGCGCUGAGAACCGAGCCUUCGUCAGGAAGUACAAACUGGCACACAGCUUGACCGGCAAAGAGUGGACCUACAUCCAAGACAGCAAGACGGGAUACGCCAAGAUUUUUGAAGGGAACAGCCACUACGACACUCCGGAGGUGCGAAGGUUCGAUGAGAUAGCAGCGCAGUACAUCAGAGUCUACCCGGAGCGGUGGUCACCUGCUGGGAUCGGCAUGAGGAUGGAGGUCCUUGGCUGUGACCUUCCAGAAACCACCACUGUACCUGACACUGCCACGCCCACCCUGCCCAGAGUGGAGCAGACCACUGCUGCAAUGAGACCUGCCACUACUCCAUCCUUGUCGGCCGUAUGCGACUUUGAGCAGAGUCUGUGCGGCUGGUCGGCUGAUCCCAGGUCAGGCGUGAGCUGGUCCUUGCACACAGCCGGCAGCAGCUCAAACGGACACGGCACACACGGCUCGAGCCUGGAUUUGGCGCUGGGAUCAGAUGACUUCUCAGGGAACUACCUCCACCUGGACGCAGGCGCCCACACCCAGCGGCAGCGAGCCCGUCUGCUGAGCCCCGAGGUGGGGCCAGAGCGGGGCCCGCUCUGCCUGCUCUUCUACUACCAGCUGCAAGGCGAAGCCCAGGGGAGUCUCAGGGUCCUGCUGAGGGACAGCGAGCAGGAGGAGACGCUGCUUUGGGCUCUCAGAGGAGACCAGGGGCCCCACUGGAAGGAGGGGCGCACCAUCCUACCCCAAAGCCCCAAGGAGUAUCAGGUGGUGUUUGAGGGGUUUUUUGAACAUGGGACAAGAGGCCAUAUCAGAAUAGACAACAUCCACAUGAGCAACAGCAUCGAGCUGGAGCAGUGUACACAGCCCUUCCCAGCCUUCCCUCCUGACAUGACCGAUCCCAGGCCUAUUGACUUUGGAAAAGACGCAGUUUUCAACCACAGACCCCGUAUCAAUGGAGGGUAUGCCUUCCCAGACUGGCCCUCCUCUUCCUCCACCCCCUCCUCUGACAUGGACCCCCCCUCCGUCACUCUGGUGUCCGAGAAGGACAAGGACAACGCCUGGCUGUACACGCUGGACCCCAUCCUCCUCACCAUCAUCGUCAUGAGCUCGCUGGGCGUCCUGCUCGGGGCGGUGUGCGCCGGACUGCUCCUCUACUGCACGUGCUCCUACAGCGGGCUGUCGUCGCGCUCCUCCACCACACUGGAGAAUUACAACUUUGAGCUGUAUGACGGGCUCAAGCAUAAAGUGAAGAUAAACCAGCAGCGGUGUUGCUCAGAGGCGUGAAGAGGAGGAGGGGGAGGCAGGGAGCCUCGAGCCUUCCUACCUCCUCGGCGAACCGCGGGGAAAGACUUAUCCCAUGCUCCCUCACAAAAGUGAUUUUAGUUGUCAGUUUGGACAAAGAAAAGAAGAAAAAGAAGCAGCACUAUCCGUUACUUCGAUCCCCAGUGUCCCCUACCUGCUCUGAUGUCUAACGGGGUAACGUUCAACCCCGAUUUUCCCCCACCCGUGUGUGUGCCCAGUGGAAACUUGUGACCUCGACCUCCCCUUCCUGCUAUGAGGCCUAAAUUUUGGGACGUUUGACCCCAAUCUCCCCUACCUACCAUAUCUCCUCUGCCUGCAGGAGAGAGCCUGCUCGAUUUCUAAAAGCCUGUGAAUGAAUGAAGGAAUGAAUCAAUGAAUGAUCAAAUGAACGACAGAUCUACCAUAGAAUAUAACCCACCGGCCACUGGAAUGAAGCUAGAGAGAAAGAGGACGACAGCACCCGUGACAAUCUGGACAUUUGGACCGCAAAUGAGUCUGGGGCGCAUUAAAAAGUCAUUGACUGGGAUUCCUCAUGGAGAUGGAAAUUUUGUUAAUGUCUACGAGUGACUGGGACUUUUCAGAAUGGGCAGUGGCAAAUUUGUCCACAUCAGCUUGAAUUUGAAUGUGCCCGAUGCAGCUGGCACGGGGAAAUCAAACGCCCCGCCCCCCAGGACUUCAGCACUACAUCCAGUGGGCCGUUUUAUGUGGGUAUUUUUGACUGAAAUCAACACAUAUCAAGUGAAUGCCUAUCUCCCCUGUCAAAAAAAUACAAAAAAAAAAAAAAAAAAAGAAAGAAACAACAAAACUCAAAUGAAUCUAGAUUUCUAAAGGCAAAGAAGUAAAAGAGGAUGAACACGGAGGACUUUUUCUUUUUUGUUUGACUGCUUAUGAAAGUUUUAGAUAUGAGUUCUGUGAGUUGAAAAGCCAGG